AUGAGGAAUUCCCUCCUGAUCCUGUGUGCUCUUGUCGUGGCCGUCGCGUUGGCCGAUUAUGGCGCUAAUCGGAAGAAGAGAUGGUGUGACAACACGAUUUGCGUCGAUAAACGAGAGGCCACUCCAGAGGGAAAGAGCGCCCGUGUCGAACGAGGAUAUGGAUACGCUAAACGAGAAGCAGAGCGAGAGAGCGCCCGUGUCGAACGGGGAUAUGGCUACGCUAAACGUGAGGCUCUAAAGGAAGGAGCUCGUUUCGAGAGAGGAUACGGAUACGCCAAACGAGACACCGAUCGUGUGGAGAGGGGAUACGGCUACAGACUCAAACGAGAGACACCAGAAGAGGGUGCUCGAAUCGAGAGAGGUUACGGCUACGCUAAGCGAGAGGCACCAGAAGCAGAGGGUGCUCGAGUCGAGAGAGGUUACGGAUACGCAAAGAGAGAGGCACCAGAAGCAGAGGGUGCUCGAGUCGAGAGUGGUUACGGAUACGCAAAGAGGGAGGCACCAGAAGAAGGUGCUGCUCGAGUCGAGAGAGGUUACGGAUACGCAAAGAGAGACGCCGAUCGUGUCGAGCGAGGCUACGGAUACGCGGCU
Molecule: messenger RNA, 591 nt
Organism: Mesorhabditis belari
Lineage: Eukaryota; Metazoa; Nematoda; Chromadorea; Rhabditida; Rhabditidae
Source: the annotation of a GenBank genome assembly